UGUGUGUGUUGGAGUGAGUUCAGUCGUGUCUUGUGUUCAUAGUGUUACAGGAGAAAUCCCGUCUGUUACAGCUCAGUGUUAUCAGGGUUGAGAUCUCAAAGUCUCUCAUGUGUUUGUGUGUGCAGAACAAACAUUCAUCUUUCUGAAACUGAUCUGAGUUUUACUACUGAACCAUCACCAUGAGGAGAAACACAUGUUGCUUAUACACCACUGGGAUUAUCAGCGUCCUCCUUCUCAUCGCUGGAAUCGUCCUGUUUGUGUCUGGACUUUUCCAGAAUAUGAUACACAACAAAAUCAAGAAGGAGGUGACUCUGACAGAAGGUAGUAAAAUCUUUGCCAACUGGAAAAAUCCACCUCCUCCGAUUUUCCUAGAGUUCUUUUUCUUCAAUGUUACCAAUCCAGAUGCCUUCCUGAAAGGAGAAGCUAAACCUCAAGUUACUGAAAUGGGCCCAUACACCUUCAGACAAUACAGGCUCAAAAAAAAUGUGACUUUUGUGGACAAUGGAACAAAAGUUUCUGCUUACACAGCAAAGUAUUUCGUCUUUCUCCCCGAGAGAUCAGUCGGAGACCCCGAUGUAGAUAUGGUGACCACGGUGAACAUCCCAGCUGUGGCCGUGAUUACUAAAUUCAAAGGGGCAGGAUUUUUUGUACGCUCGGCCAUAUCGAUGUAUAUCAACUCGCUUGGCACGACCAUGUUCAUGACGCACACGGUGAAUGAGAUGCUGUGGGGCUUUAAGGAUCCGCUGCUCACUAAACUCAAAACCUUGAAGCCGGAGGUGGAAGAAUACUUCGGUCUCAUGUACAACAAAAAUGGCAGUAAUGAUGGAGAGUUUGUGUAUCACACCGGAGAGCAAAACCAUCUGGACUUUGGUCGCAUUUACAGCUGGCAGGGGCAAAAAAUGUUGUCGUUCUGGAAAACCAAUCAGAGUAACAUGAUCAAUGGAUCCGACGGAAGCGCCUUUCAUCCGUUUCUGGAUAAAAACGAGCGUGUGAAUGUCUUCACAUCUGACCUCUGCAGAUCCAUCCACAUGCUGUUUGAGAAGGAAGUGAAGGUUAAAGGAAUCCCUGCGUAUCGCUUCACGCCGCCUCGUGCCACGCUUGCCAGUGGAAAAAACAAUCCUGAAAAUGAAGGAUUCUGUGUUACGCCAGAGAAAUGUCUGGAUGACGGUGUGGUGGAUGUGUCUGUCUGUCGUAACGGAGCUCCUGUGGUCGUCUCAUUCGCUCACUUUAACUUGGGUGAUAAGAAGUACUCGGAUGCCAUCGAAGGUGUUUCUCCAUUACACGAGCGUCAUCAGACGUUUCUGGAUCUGAAUCCUACGAUGGGCUUGCCUGUGCGUGCCAUGAAGCGAGCUCAGAUCAACAUCCGUCUGGAGAGAAUAACCGGCUUUCCUUUGACCAAGAAUCUGAACAACACCAUCUUCCCUAUUGCAUUCAUGAAUGAGUCUGUGUUGAUCGACGACGCGUCUGCUGCGAGGAUUCAGAAGCUGCUGUUGAUCGUGACUCUGGUCACAUAUUUCCCGCUUAUCUUCGUAGCUCUGGGAGUCAUUCUGCUCCUCAUCACCAUCAUCCUCUACAUCCGAACCAAACAACAUAAGCCUUCAUCUGCACAGAAAGACACAGCGUACACAGCUGUAAGUGCCAAACCAGACGACCCAGAGGAGAAGAACGGAGCCUACAUUGGACUGACACCUGUGGAUUUACAAAAGUCUUAAAUAUCUGUCUGUGUGUGUGUGUGUGUGUGUGUGUGUGUGUGUGUGUGUGUGUGUGUGUGUGUGUGUGUGUGUGUGUGUGUGUGUGUGUGUGUGUGUGUGUGUGUGUGUGUGUGUGUGUGUGUGUGUGUGUGUGUGUGUGCGUGUUUCUGUGCGUGUGUGCGUGCGUGUGUGUGUCUGUGCGUGUGUGUCUGUGUGCGUGCGUUACUAGUUUUUAGAGUCAUGUGUGUAAGAGAUGUAAGAUUGAAGCACAAUGAGUUUAAUUCUGCACUGGAGCUGUACAUUACAGUGCAUUCAUCAUCUGAACAUGAAUGACUGAAGAGAUUCAUGAAUGUGUGUGUUUGCGUCAGGUGAUGAAGGUUUGAUGUGAAUCUGCACUGUUCAGAAUCAAGUAUUCAGCAUCUGUUUUAUAAAAGUGUUCAGUCUCUGUUUUUUUCAUCAGGACUGUAGCUGACAUGUAAACUAGAUUUGCGUUUUUAAAAAGUGCUUUUAACGUAUCACAGACUGCGUCCACUGAAGACUGAAGCAAUUGUGCCUUUUCAUCUUAAUAAUUUAUGAAUUAUCUAAAAUACUAAAGUUAAAGUUGAAUUAUUUGGGAUUUGUUGUCCUGUAGGGAAAAUGAUACUUUAAUGUCUUUAGUCAUUUUAUUUACAAUAAUACUCAAACUCAUAUUAUGUUCAUUUAAAUGUGUUAUUCUCAGAAAUCUGAAGUUUCUGAAUGAUUUGAAAAGGUAUUUUAUUUCAAUGCUAAAGUUUGUUUUAUUUGUUUUAAAAUGAAGUACAAAGAUCUGUAAGUAUUACUAGACAGGAUGGCAAAAAAGCUGCAAUUGUUUUAUUGUUACUGAAUUCAUAUUUCAGAAUACUUUUUGAAUUAUUUUCAAGUUUCAAUCUGUAUAUUUUCCUUAUUUGUAGGUAGCAGAUCAAGUUGUGUGUUCAUUUUUAAUGUGUUUAUUUUGGCUUUUUUAUCAUAACAAGAAUUAAUAAAGCCACAUCAUAACAUCAUAACCUAUUAUCACAUAAAUGAAGGUUUAUUAUGAUAUUGCACUUACAUGUACACUAAUUAUUGUGUUUUAAUUUAGUUAAUGCUUGUUUAUAUUGUUUUCCUCACAUGCCAGAUAUGAGUUCAAUCCAUGCUUAGUUUUAUAGAUGAUUUAUAGUUCAAAUCAAUUUCACAUCAAAACCACUAUAGUAUGUAGUAUAGUUACUAUAGUAUUUAUAGAGUUAUUAGGCAUUUGACCUUAAAUUCAAGCACAAAAAAUGUCUGUAUGAGCCAGCAGAAGUAAUAUUCAGGUGUUUCCCUUUCAGGUAUCUUGAUAUCAACUGAAUCUCUCCAGCUGUUAGAUUUCCAGAUAUAUUAAGACUGCACAAAUAAUUGUACAGUUUUGUAUAUAAAUUAAACUAUUUUCCUGUGGAUUUAUAAGAAAAUGCAAUAAAAAUACGUUCUGAAAGACA
Molecule: messenger RNA, 3160 nt
Organism: Misgurnus anguillicaudatus (oriental weatherfish)
Lineage: Eukaryota; Metazoa; Chordata; Actinopteri; Cypriniformes; Cobitidae
Source: RefSeq, a predicted model, not a curated record